Fundulus heteroclitus (mummichog) is the source of this 2447-nucleotide messenger RNA. Its product is annotated as ras-related C3 botulinum toxin substrate 1. Lineage: Eukaryota; Metazoa; Chordata; Actinopteri; Cyprinodontiformes; Fundulidae. The coding region runs from base 282 to 863 and encodes 193 amino acids. Gene Ontology annotation, cellular component: cell projection; cytoskeleton; plasma membrane. The transcript has 6 exons. Gene Ontology annotation, molecular function: GTP binding; GTPase activity; protein kinase binding. Gene Ontology annotation, biological process: actin filament organization; small GTPase-mediated signal transduction; regulation of actin cytoskeleton organization. The record is from RefSeq and is a predicted model, not a curated record.
GCUUGGGAUCCAGUUUCCAAAUCAAACAGUGGGCGUUUUUUUUUUCUUCUUCAAUCUGAACUGGACUUUUUUUCAGGGUGUUGCCUGUGUUAGUUAUUUCCAACUCUGAGGUUUGACCGUGGUGUUGCACCUGACCAGACCCGGGGAGUCGAGUAGCUCCUUCUAUAUAGACUUUUUUUUUUUACUCAAUCCCGCAGGAGUUAUUCUCUUUCUCACGCUGCACUUUUCAGACAGACUGGUUUAGUUUAGCCGCUGUUAGCUGGACCAGCUAACCGGGAUCGAUGCAGGCCAUUAAGUGUGUGGUGGUGGGAGACGGGGCGGUGGGGAAAACAUGUCUUCUCAUCAGCUACACCACCAAUGCCUUCCCUGGAGAAUACAUCCCUACAGUAUUUGACAACUAUUCUGCGAAUGUGAUGGUGGAUGGGAAACCAGUGAACCUGGGUCUGUGGGACACAGCAGGACAGGAGGACUAUGACAGACUCAGACCUCUGUCCUACCCUCAGACGGACGUUUUCCUUAUUUGCUUUUCACUUGUCAGUCCAGCUUCCUUUGAAAAUGUCCGCGCCAAGUGGUAUCCAGAGGUCAGACACCACUGCCCCAAGACACCAAUAAUCCUGGUGGGCACCAAGUUGGACCUGAGGGAUGAUAAGGACACGGUUGAAAAGCUGAAGGAGAAGAAACUCUCUCCCAUCAUCUAUCCACAGGGCUUGGCCAUGGCUAAGGAAAUAACUGCGGUGAAGUACCUGGAGUGCUCGGCUCUGACGCAGCGCGGCCUUAAGACGGUGUUUGAUGAAGCCAUCAGGGCGGUCCUCUGCCCCCAGCCCACUAAAAAGCCAAGGAGAAGGAAGUGCACCGUACUGUGAUGAAGAACGAUCCACAUUAGGAACCAAAUAUCUUUUCAGUCUGGGUUCUUGCUAACUUAGAAGCAGUAUUAGGUCUGAGUUGCAUCUGAAAGGACUUUCUAGAUCUAAGCAAAGCUAUUUUCUCCCUGUUUUUUAUAUAAAUGGACCCAGAUGCUUUUAUGGUUGAUUACAUCGGGUCCUUUCAGAUUGACUAAUACAUUACAUUUUUAAAAGACCUCAGGACGUGAGGGUAGAAGACACAAUUAAAGAUUUUAUGAAAAAUAUUCAAAUAUGUCAUUUGCAAUGAAGAAACACUACUUGAAUGUGGAUUUGUCAUAUUUCUAGAUUUUUACAGAAAAAAGAAGGAAGGUCCAGUGCUGCAUUUUGUCCUGAAGCCUAAGAUUCCAGCUGCCUUGACUCAAUUCUACUUUAUGCAAAAAUAUUUUUAGAGAAACAGUUUUUUUAAAUGUCAUUUUGUUGCUAGCUGUGAUUGGCAGCCUGUUUACAUGUGUUGUUCAUUUAGACUGAAGUGGUUCUAAAAACCCAGAAUUCAGAUCAUAUCCUUGUUUUAAGAAGAUGGAUUUUUAUUCUUCUCCACGUACAUCAGCAUGUGUAAAAUAUUAUAGCCUCAUAAAUGACACGACUAACCCUUAAAGUUAAAGGAAUAUAAUUCCUGGAGAGCAGUAUUUUAGUAACUGACAUGAGAAAAUGCAAGGAAGGCAGCCAUGUUGCAUUCACUCAUUUAUCUAUAAAUUUGUUGAAUUUUUCAUUUAGAAAAUGUUUGUUGUUAUGAAGGUUCAUGAUUUUUGACACUAUGUUUUAGUUUAUGAAGAUAAUGUUAUAAUAACUGAUUUUAUUGCAUUUAACUGAUUUUUCUUGCGUUUAAUGCCGAAUCCAAAAUAGGCAUGGGCUGGUAUGAAACUUCCGGACUUUAACUUUGAUAAAAUUACCCCAGUAUCUGUAUUUUACCAAAAGUUAAAAACUAUUAUCUUUAGAGCAGUUAGAUCAGUGGAGCAACAACUAUCACAUAGCAUAACAAUAUUAAUUUGAAUGAUUGUCUUCCCACCUUCUCUUUAUUACCUAAUACUGGGAAUGAAACGAGCAGUUUUUAGCAGCGUAGUCGGGUUGUCUGCUUGAAAAGUCAGCCUGUAAACUGUGCUUUUAAACAUGUUUUUAAAACAGCGUUGCCUUAAUAAGAGUGCUUGGUGGCGCCACUUUAGUCCCCACACAGCUGGAGCCCUUUUUAUCUGACCAACAGUGUGCAGCAACAGGUUGGGGAGGGGCCGUGCUGGUGUUCUGCUCCAUUUAGCCAAAGAAAACUUGGGUCCCAAUCAAUCAAUAAAAUUUAGUUCAUUGUAAUUUGAAGAAUAAUGGAAAUAAUUGGCAGUUUUAAAACAUCCUUUGACAAAAGUGCAACCAGCCCAUGCCUAAAGCAAGAUUAAUCAGAAGCUGCUCAACUGAUAUAUUUUAGUGUGAAAUGAGUCCUUCAUAAACUGGUAAAGGUACUCUGAAGAGCCAUACAGUCUGGACAGUAUGGAAGGGUUUCAAUACUGCACUAUUUAUGUAGUGUACUGUUUAUGUUGGCAAAUAAAGUCUUCACAAAGC